GUCUCAGUUUGGUUAAAGAAGGAUGUAUGUUCAUUUUUUCUUUCAUAUCUACACGUUUGUAAAAACUAAGGGAAUACAUAUGACCUACCAACAUUAAAAAUAACCACAGCGUGAAUGAAGAGGAGACAGGAAGUAAAGAAGAUAGACAUUUGUCUUUGACAAGUACAACAGAGUUCGCAAGUUGCAGUUAUGACAAGAUGAACAAAAGGCGAUGAUUGAUCACAAAUUAUUCAACAUUUCUCUAUUUUUGUUGCUUCUUUAUUCAGGAGCACUUAGUGAAGAUCUUUCGCUUGCCUUCACUGUCAGAGAUGGAGAUAAAGUCACUUUGCCUUGUAAAAAUCGGUUCAACAUUCAUCACAACUGUGACACUAUCACCUGGAUCUUCAGAGAUUCAAGAGGCACACCAGCAGUAGAGCUGGUUAAUCUUGGACAAAUCAAAGAAGAAGCCAAAUCAGACAGACUGAGUGUUACAGCAGAAUGCUCACUGGUUAUAAAGAAGGUCACAGCUGAGGAUGUUGGUCGUUACACCUGCAGACAGUUUAGAGGUAAUCCAGGGAGACAGCAAGGUCCAGAUGCUGUGGUUUAUCUGUCUGUUGUCGUCAUGACCGAAAAGAAGAACGCUGAUGAGGUGACUUUAAGCUGCUCUGUGUGGACAUUUGAUCGGUGUAGACACAAAGUGAAGUGGAUCCAUAACAGAAGAGAUCUGGAUAGAGAUUACUCAAAUUUAAAAACAUCACAGUCUUCCUGCUCUGCUACUGUGACAUUUCUGAACCUUACAUAUGGUCACAUAUCAAGUUCUGACUUUAAGUGUAGCUUAAAAAGAACAGAAAAUAACAAAGAGCAGCUUUUUACCUUCAGCCAUCAUUCAUCAGGUGAAGAAACAAAUACAGCAACAACAGUUAAAUUAGACACAGUGACUACAAUAAAAGUGCUGGAAAUGGAUGGUUCAACAAACUUACCAGAAAUAUAUGCAGCAGCAACAAUUAAAUUGGAAAUAAUGACUGAAUCUGGCAUUAAAGGAGGUCUGACAACAAAACAGCUGGAAAUCAUGAAUGGUUUGAGAAAAUUACCAGACUGGUCCUGGUACAGGCUUGCCAUUGUGGCCCUGGGUUUAGUAGCACUUAUAGCAGCUGUUGUUGUCGUCAGCAUCUGGAUAAGAGCUGGGAAAAAAGCACAGAUGGAUGAAAACAUGGAACAGAAUUUAAACUCUGCAGUAACUUCGUCUGCUCCAGGAACCAUUCAGGAAUCUGCUGAUCUUCAAGAUGUUGUUCUCUACGCCUCCCUCAGCUACACCGAGACCACCUACAGGUGUCCAGGUCUUCAGGUUCCCUAUAAAGAAGAUGAAGAAGGUGAAGCUUUGACCUACAUUAUAUGUUCAGUCUCUUCUCCUGGACCUGCUCCCAGCAACCUCUAUGCUAGCAUCAACAAACCAAAAGACUAAAAAACAGGAAAAAACACAGAAUCUCUUUUUCUUUGAUAACUUCUUUCUUUCUUUCCAUUCUUGUGUAAUGAAAGACGGUUUCUGUUUUGCUAAAGUUCCCAGGAUUUAACAACAGUGAUAAUAUAAUCUGUAUUUUAAUUUUUAAUUUCUAACCCAGAAUGUUGCACUAUAUUUUUUCAUAGAUUGUUUAUUGCUUUAUCAGUGUGCAUAUAUGUGUUUGUAUAUCUGCAGUUUAGGCCUGAUGAUUUUAUGAUAUUAAAAAGUGUUUUUCCAUUAUGUAAAAUCCCAAGCAGCCAAUAAAGGCUCCAGCACAUGAGUUUUAUUGUUACGGUACUGGGUCUCUGACCCAGUGUUUUUGUUGGUUUUAGUUAUGUUCUUUGUUUAUUGUAGUUCAUGUAUAGGUUUCCUGUUACUUUGCCUUCCCUAUGUCCCGUGUCUAGUUACCCUUGUCUCCAUGUUCCUUCUGCCUCCCCAGUGAGUUGCGUCUUUUGUCACUCCUGUCUCUCUGCUCCGUGUUCAGUUUGUUCAGUGUCAAGUCAGCGUCUUUGUGUUAUAUUUCCUGUUACUGUGACGUUCCCUUGUCUCAUGUCAGUGUUUGUGGUUUUGCUUUGGUCUUUUCAUGUUUGAUUACUCCCACCUGCACCUUGCUCUUGUGUCUCAUUCCCUCGUUAUCCCUCAGUGUAUUUAAGCCCUGUGUUUUCCUUGUUCUGUGUUGUGUUGUACGGUGUGUGUUUACCUGUGUGCACCUCUGUGUGCUUAGUUUAUUUUUCCAGUGUAGUUUUGUAUUGUUUCUCCCAGCCAGCAAAUAAAGCUGUGUUUUUUUGA
This is a messenger RNA of Maylandia zebra (zebra mbuna), 2266 nucleotides long. RefSeq lists its product as uncharacterized. The record is from RefSeq and is a predicted model, not a curated record. Lineage: Eukaryota; Metazoa; Chordata; Actinopteri; Cichliformes; Cichlidae.